Messenger RNA from Spirodela intermedia, 2142 nucleotides. NCBI's taxonomy places the organism in Eukaryota, Viridiplantae, Streptophyta, Magnoliopsida, Alismatales, Araceae. The record is from the annotation of a GenBank genome assembly.
AUGGCUCUUCUCACUGAUCUCCAGAACCUGAACCUCUCCGAGAGCACGGAGAAGAUCAUCGCCGAGUACAUAUGGUGAGCUCUCUUCCAUCGUUCGGUGAGAUUCCUUUCCCCGUGAGAUUCCAGAAAUUUUUAAUUGAUUCUCCUGUUUCUUCCCCGCUCGAACAGGAUCGGCGGCUCUGGCUUGGACAUGAGGAGCAAAGCCAGGGUAAGCUUCGCGAAUCUCGCGAGACCACAUUGCUUUGAUCGUCUGAUCGUAUGAGUCUGAUUUAUUGAUCUGGGCAUGAGCAGACUCUCUCCGGACCUGUGGAUGACCCCAGCAAGCUCCCCAAGUGGAACUAUGAUGGCUCCAGCACGGGCCAAGCCCCCGGAGAGGACAGUGAAGUGAUUAUCUAGUAAGUCCCUACCCCUUCUCCCCGGCGUAAAGAUGCGAGCUCUUCAAGGAAAAAAUCUAACCCCUCUCUGCGUGUGAAUGGACAGCCCCCAGGCCAUCUUCAAGGAUCCGUUCAGGAGAGGGAAUAACAUUCUCGUACGUCUUUCUCCUCGCGGCGGACGGUGCUCAUUCGAUCCGUUUCAUCUUUUUCCAAGGAUCUGAGUUGUUUGAUUCGAUCAGGUCAUGUGCGACUGCUACACACCUGCUGGAGAGCCGAUCCCUACCAACAAGAGAUACAGGGCUGCUCAGAUCUUCAGCGACCCCGCGGUUGUCGCUGAGGUGCCCUGGUAAUGCUCCAUGAAUCACAGACAUGUUCUUCCCCGCUACUCUGUCUUCUACCUGGUUCUGACCCCAUGACCAAUCUUGGCGCAAUGACCAGGUAUGGACUGGAGCAGGAGUACACCCUCCUCCAGAAGGACGUCAAGUGGCCCCUCGGCUGGCCCCUGGGUGGUUUCCCUGCUCCACAGGUGAGGUCAUCGCUCAGCUUUCUGGGCCUCUUCAGAUCUCCAUUAGUUUAUCUUCCUCCUCCUAUUGGCCUUUUCUUGAUGCUCUGCUGGAUUGCGACAGGGUCCGUACUACUGCGGAAUAGGUGUGGACAAGGCAUUCGGCCGAGAUAUCGUCGAUGCCCACUACAAGGCCUGUCUUUAUGCCGGAAUCAACAUCAGCGGCAUCAACGGAGAGGUUAUGCCCGGGCAGGUAGGAGCUUCCAGCCGCUGUUCUUCUUCCCUUUCUUCUUCUUUCUCCUCCCAAAACCGUCGGCUCCGUCUCCAGUCUGACGCUUGAGUCCAUCUUCUACAGUGGGAAUUCCAAGUCGGCCCCGCCGUCGGCAUCGCCGCUUCUGAUCAACUGUGGGUUGCCCGCUACAUCUUGGAGGUAACUGAUAAGAAACCCUAGCCGGAUGUCUAAAUUUAGUCUCCCUUCCUGUUCACCGCGCUGACUCUUCUAUCUGCUUUCCUGGAACAGAGGAUCACAGAGGUUGCAGGAGUCGUUCUCUCCUUACACCCCAAACCAAUCAAGGUGAGAUCCCUCUCUCUCUCUCUCUCUCUCUCUCUCUCUCUCUCUCUAAACCGGUUCUGACCUUGAUUGUGGACAGGGAGACUGGAACGGCGCGGGUUGUCACACGAACUACAGGUGAGAUACCAACCAGUUACUACGGAUUUGUUCCCGACUCCGAUGAAUCUUCUGGGAGGAGUGAGCUGACGAGUGCGCAAUCUGUCGCCUACAGCACCAAGACAAUGCGGGAGGAAGGCGGAUACGAAGUGAUCAAGAAGGCCAUCGACAAGCUCGGCCUGAGGCACAAGGAGCACAUCCAGGCAUACGGCGAGGACAACGAGGAACGUCUCACCGGCCGACACGAAACCGCCGACAUCAACACCUUCAAAUGGGUAAUGGCCCCCGACCGUCCUAACCAUUAAAAUGCAGAAGUCAACGGCUAUACUAAGAACCCUAAUUCUUACUUGUCCAAAACAACAGGGAGUUGCGAACAGGGGGGCUUCCAUCCGCGUCGGACGGGACACCGAGAAGGAAGGGAAAGGUAGCCAUUGCGCUUCUUGCCUUGAAAAUACUCGUUGAAUUGAACCAUGCGAUCUGACAUCUUCGUUGUUUCCCUGGCCAGGUUACUUCGAGGACAGGAGGCCGGCUUCCAACAUGGAUCCCUACGUGGUGACCUCCAUGGUUGCCGAGACCACCAUCCUCUGGAAGCCAACCUAA